This is a messenger RNA of Pomacea canaliculata, 3238 nucleotides long. RefSeq names its product solute carrier family 23 member 1-like. Lineage: Eukaryota; Metazoa; Mollusca; Gastropoda; Architaenioglossa; Ampullariidae. Gene Ontology annotation, molecular function: transmembrane transporter activity. Gene Ontology annotation, cellular component: membrane. Gene Ontology annotation, biological process: transmembrane transport. The record is from RefSeq and is a predicted model, not a curated record.
AAACGGUCGACUCGGGCUCCCUACCUGUCGUCUGCUGAGGUCACGGACAAGACGUCCCAUGUGGUCAACGCUGACGUCAAGACCGGUGACAACCGGCAAGUCUUCGGUCUUUGCUGCUCCUCUUCCGGUCACGUGCCACCCACGGAGGCUGGACACGUGACAUGGGUGGAGGCGCCAUCAGGUGUAGAGGGUGAAGAGGAAGGGAAGCGACACCACACGGCGUUGGAGAAGCAGCUCGGGAUACAGUACACGGUGACGGACGUGCCGCCUGUCUACAUGUGCGUCCUCUUCGGGCUUCAGCAAGUUCUGCUGAGCAUAAGCUCUACCAUUUCCAUCCCCCUCAUCGUCAGUCGUCUCAUCUGCGCCGACGUAACCCUGGUCAAGUCGGAGAUCAUGUCCACCUUCCUCUUCAUGUGCGGGUGCGAUGCAAUGAUAAGUUUGACAUUUUUAUUCAGGCUUCCCAUCAUCCAAGGUGGCUGCCACAAGUUUAUUCCAGCCAUCGCUGCUCUAAUGUCUUUACAGAUGUGGAGAUGUCCUGAUAUGGAGGCUUUGACAAACGCCAAUGCAACUGAAGAAAUCACUGAAGCAUGGCAGAGCAGAAUGCGAGAGAUUCAAGGCGGCAUCAUGACAGCGUCUCUAGCCCAGGUAAUCAUCGGCUGCACGGGCAUGCUGGGACUGCUGCUGGAGUACCUGGGCCCCAUCACUGUCGUCCCCACCAUCCUUGUCGGGCUGUCGCUGGUGGACGUGGCUCUCCAGUUCUGCCAGAAACACUGGGGCAUCACGGCGCUGACUGUCGGUCUCGUGUUCCUCUUUUCUCUGUACCUCCGCAACGUCAGGGUACCCUUCCCUUCAUGCAGCAGGGCAAAAGGCUGCCGACUCAAGUACCCCAUCUUCAUGUUACUUCCGGUGAUCCUGGCAGUGGUCCUCUCAUGGGGAUUUUGCGCCAUCUUGACCGCAACUAACACCCUCACAGAACCGGGUGUGCGCGCUGAUUCAAAAGUCGAAGUCGUGAAAAUAGCUAGAUGGUUCUUCUUUCCCUACCCUGGUCAGUGGGGGAUGCCCACAGUCAGUCUCGCCAGCUUCAUGGCCAUGCUUGCCGCCACCAUCACCUCCAUCAUCGAGUCCGUGGGCGAUUACUACGCAUGCGCACGCAUCUCGGGAGUUCCGCCUCCGCCUGCGCACGCUGUCAACCGCGGCAUCGCCAUCGAGGGCUUGGGCAGCCUGAUUUCCGGUGCAGUGGGGUCAGGGGGUGCAACGACCUCGUACAGCCAGAACGUAGGCGCCAUCGGCUUCACGAAGGUGGCGAGUCGCUGGGCGUUCGUGGCCGCAGGUAUCAUAUUCCUGGUCAGCGGGCUGUGCGGCAAGUUUGGCGCCUUCCUGACCAUGCUUCCAGACCCAGUGCUGGGGGGCAUAGUACUGGUCAGCUUCGGCAUGGUCACCUCCGUGGGGCUCUCCAACCUCUCUUUCGUCGACCUUUCCUCGGGUCGCAACCUUUGCAUCAUCGGCUCCUCAUUGCUGGUGGGCCUCAUGGUACCCCGCUACCUGGCCGACCACCCGGACGCCAUUCAGACAGGUAACAGCGAUCUGGACCAGGUGCUAAAGGUGCUAAUGGGUACAGCAAUGUUCGUGGGCGGCGUCCUGGCUUUCUUCCUCGACAACACUGUUCCAGGCACGCCAGAAGAGAGAGGCAUCAUAAAAUGGCGACAGAUUGCGGACCUCACAGACUCCAGCCAGUCCUCAGACAACGACCACAUCACGGCCAACCUCUACGGCUUUCCGUGCCUGGCCGCCUGCCUACGUCGUAUUACGUGCUGCAGAUACGUCCCCUUCAUGCCCACCUUCGCCUUCAGACGGUGCUCUCCCUUCAAGAGGUUGUGUCGGAUGUUACGAGGUCGCUCGUCAACAGAUCACUGAUGAUGGCUUCAUUGCUAGAUUUUUGACUUAUACAAAUCGCAAACCAUACAUACCAAUCUGUAUUUCAUCCAUGGAUGUCCUUUAUAAUGUCAUCCGUGGACACGAAGAAUGAUCUCGUGUUGGCUGAUUGCUCAUGUUACUGCCAAUGACAUUAUCUGGUUUAUGUAUCAUUAGCAUUAUCCAAGUCUUCGUUUAAUUGUCCUUAUCCAGAUAUCCUCUGAAUUGUCCUUGUCCAGUAUCCGUAUUGAAAUAGUUUCCGUUUCUUUUGUAAUAUUCAAGUCUCUUUUUCCUAAUAAUAAUUCAGGUCUGUUUGUUCUGACAUUAUCAAGGGAUUUGUUUUAUUAUUAUCCGGGUCUCGUCUCAUCGACACGAUCCAGUUGUCCGAACGAUCGACAUUAUUCAUCUGAAUCACCUACCUCACAAAGGUGCACGGAAAGCUCUAAUUUUUAUUGUCUGCAGUAUGAGCCGCAGGAUAAAGUGUAAAAUUUUAUUGAUAUAAAACUGGAAUUACUGUAGGCGAUGUAAUGGAAGCUGACAAUAUUGUGACUGCUAGCAUUCAUACAGCAUGAAGCUUACUAGGUAAACUAGGGAAGUUAAGACAAAUAUCUUGACCUCGCGAAUAUUGUUUUAUCCCCAGGGAAUCUUCAGGAGAUAACAACCAGUGUUUCUUGCAGACUCCAUUUGUUUUGAUGAUAGUGAUGAUUAGUUAAUGUUGCUAUUAUUUAGUGUUCACUUGCCUUUCACGGUGUUCACACGGUUAUGCAAUUUUUCAGUGUUAAAACUGUCGUGCAGUCUUUCAAGCCAGAAUGUUUUUCGCUAUAUCCAGAACAAUUGUCUGUCUGUCUGUCUGUCUGUCUGUCUGUCUGUCUGUCUGUCUGUCUGUCUGUCUGUCUGUCUGUCUGUCUGUCUGACGCACUCUCAUGUACGCACGCAUAAGCACCUACACACAUACACAGGUAAGCAUGCACAAAUAUGCACACCUCCUCCUCCUCCUUCUUCUCAUCCCUUAACUACAACAGGAGGUACCAGUCGUGGAGGACGCAGCGUGGAUGAACUCACGCCUGAGGGGCCGGUCACGUGCCCACGAGACAAGGUCUCCCAAUGAAAAGCCGGUCUAUCCUUCACAGCUCACCCAUAUUCCCACCCACCCCCACCCACGUACACACAGUCACACCCACACACACAUACCCCCAAGCAGAGAAUAUACACACUCGUAUCAAGGUCCAAAGUGUGUUUUAUAAAGAUUAUAUAACAGAGAUAAAUGGUAAUCCAUUUAUGAAUUUAUUAUACAAAUCUUACGCUAUUGCAAUCGUAUAUGUUUGUU